Molecule: messenger RNA, 345 nt
Organism: Hyaloperonospora brassicae
Lineage: Eukaryota; Oomycota; Peronosporomycetes; Peronosporales; Peronosporaceae
Source: the annotation of a GenBank genome assembly
AUGUCGUGGGCCAAGCACAAGAAGAUCCUGGCCAUGGCUAAGGGCUACCGUGGCCGUGCCAACUCUUGCUACCGCACGGCCAUCAAUCGUGUCGAGAAAGGUCUGCAAUACCAGUACCGGGACCGCAAACAGAAAAAACGCGACAUGCGCUCGUUGUGGAUCCAGAAGAUUAAUGCCGGCGCGCGCCAGGAAGGACUGUCGUACUCGAAACUUUACGGCAAGAUGAAUGGCUCGGGCAUCGAGCUGAACCGCAAGGUGCUGGCGGACAUGGCUGCCACGGAGCCUUUCAGCUUUAAGUCGGUACUGGAAGUUGUCAAGCACAUGGAGGGUGUUACCAGGAUCUAA